This is a messenger RNA of Linderina pennispora, 1029 nucleotides long. RefSeq lists its product as uncharacterized. The transcript is spliced from 6 exons. The record is from RefSeq and is a predicted model, not a curated record. NCBI's taxonomy places the organism in Eukaryota, Fungi, Kickxellomycota, Kickxellomycetes, Kickxellales, Kickxellaceae. The coding region runs from base 1 to 1029 and encodes 342 amino acids.
AUGGACCAGACGUGCGUAAUUUGCAAAAGUGCGACCUACCACUACCACGACGUGCUUGUAUCGAGCCUGCGCAAGCAGUUUUGGCAGAUGAUCCCAAUGCGCUCCUUCAUGUGGGGCGACUGGCGCACACUCGACUACGAAACCAACGAAAACAUCCCACUGCUGGCGUGCAUGCGGAUCCAGGGCGAAGUCAUGAAAAGCAUCAUAUUCCACGAGCACACGACCACGUACAGCCCGUCCAACAAGUACAUUGCACUGUUUCUGAAAAACUACGUCGCCAGGAUCGAAAGCCUCGACCACUAUGAGCUAAAUGACGAGCUGAUGGAGUUUUAUGUGUCGUUGGCGGCGACUACGGACAUGUCGCCCAUGGUCUCGGGGUUCUGCUACAAGACAUAUGCGCUGGAUGAGGAGCAGUACACGAGGAUUGUGCUGAAGGAGGAGCAGAUGAUGAUUUCGCAGGGAACAACGGGGCUGCAGUCGUGGGAGGCGAGCCUGCGGCUGGCGGAUUUCUUUGUCGAGCACCCAGACAUUGUGCGAGGAAUGCAUGUGCUCGAGCUCGGCGCUGGGUGUGGAUUGGCAGGAUUCACAUGUGCGGCGUUGGGAGCGACGCAUGUCAUGUCGACGGACUGUAAUGGGGACGUAUUGAAGCUGCUUGAAAGCAACAAGGCGCAGAACCCUACGUACAAGGACAGGCUUCAGAUUGCGGAGCUUGAUUGGCAAAACACAAACGACUGCGCGAAGCUGUCUAACGGCGUUGAUGUCAUUAUUGGCGCAGAUAUCACAUAUGACCCAACGAUUGUGCCGAUGUUGGUUGGAGCACUCGAGGAAAUACUCGUAUCGUCGCAGCAAGUUGCGUAUAUUACGGCGACUAUUAGGAAUGAGGAGACAUUCGACCUGUUUCUCAAGCUUAUUGACGACACGGGUGUGCUGGGCAAGUCAGUCAUGGACCUGACCGACUCCAAAAUGGAGUCGCUGUGCCAUCCGAAUGCGACGGCAGAGAUCCGCCUGGUUCUUGUUACGCGCAAGUGA